Molecule: messenger RNA, 564 nt
Organism: Thamnophis sirtalis
Lineage: Eukaryota; Metazoa; Chordata; Lepidosauria; Squamata; Natricidae
Source: RefSeq, a predicted model, not a curated record
CUGUGUGAGAAGAUAAUGCCGAGGGACAAAUACGACGAAAACAGCGUCCUUUUAGAAGUCACAUCCGGCAGGACGACAGGCGGCGACAUUUGCCAGCAGUUCACGAGAGAAAUCUUCGACAUGUACCAGAAUUACGCAGAAUACAAAGGCUGGACGUUUGAAGUCACCAAGUACUGCCGAGCUGAGAUAGGGGGGCUCCACCACGCAGCGGCCCGAGUCUUGGGCAGCCACGCCUACCAACGCUUGAAGUUUGAAGGAGGGACACACCGGGUGCAGCGGAUCCCCCAGAGCGGCUUGUCUUCCAGAAUGCAGAGAAUGCACACCGGGACCAUGACGGUCAUCGUCCUCCCUCUGUCCGAGAAGGGAUUUUUAAACGGCAAGGAACAUCUGGAUGAUUUAAUCAGCAGCCUGUUGGAGGCUUCACAGAUGAAACUUCUGGCUGAACAGUUGGAAAAUAAUUUGAAAUCUCUGUCGGCAGGCUCCUGAACUGAUGGAACGAACUUUUUUUUUUAAAAAAAGGUUUCUUGUGUUGGUAAAAAAAAUUAAAGAGAACUAUUUAAGAAA